Thlaspi arvense is the source of this 2845-nucleotide messenger RNA. NCBI's taxonomy places the organism in Eukaryota, Viridiplantae, Streptophyta, Magnoliopsida, Brassicales, Brassicaceae. The record is from the annotation of a GenBank genome assembly.
AAGCUUUCGUGUUACGUAGAUAAGAAACCAACCACAUGAAAUCUGAUUUUCUAAUUCGCGCACACAAAAAUCAAAUCUCUGUUUUAAUUUUCUCUUUCUUUCUGAAUUUCUAAUUCGCCAUUGACAAACCAAACAAACCUCACGACGAGUCACGUAACAGAACCAUAGACUUAAAAGAUUUGUAGGUUGUUAACAGCAGAGACUCUUUCUUCAUAUAAUCUCUGCCCAUCACUCUCUCUCUCUCUUUCCUCUUAAGCUUUUCCGAUGGUUUCGUUAUUCUUUACCCUCUUUUCUCUCUUCUUCCUCUCCGUCCAUGUCUCUUCCGCAGCCGACACAAUCUCCGCCAACUUUACUCUCUCCGGAGACCAGACACUCGUCUCCUCCAACGGAACUUUUCAGAUGGGUUUUUUCACACCAGGUUCUGUAACUUCUCCAGGCUUUUACAUAGGUAUGUGGUACAAUAAAGCCUUUCAACAAAAAGUCGUCUGGGUAGCUAAUCGAGAGAAAUCAGUCUCCCAGAGGAGCACAUCAGUUCUCAAAAUCUCAGGCGGAAACUUAGUUCUACUCGAUGGCGAAAGCCAGACUCCAGUUUGGUCAACCGGUCUUAAUUCCACCUACUCUUCCUCUUCUCUCAAAGCGGUUUUGCUCGAUGACGGCAAUCUCGUUCUCAGAGACGAAUCGGGCUCUGUUCUAUGGCAAAGCUUUGAUCAUCCGGGUGACACGUGGCUUCCCGGAGCCAAAAUCCGGUUAGACAAACGAACCGGAAAGAGUCAACGACUCACGUCUUGGAAGAAUGCUGAAGACCCAUCACCAGGUUUGUUCUCUCUCGAGCUAGACGAGUCCACAGCUUACAAAAUCCUCUGGAACGGUUCGACUCAGUACUGGUCAAGUGGUCCUUGGAACCCUCAGCGCAUGAUCUUCGAUUUGGUCCCCGAAAUGAGACUCAAUUACAUCUACAACUACAGCUUUUUCUCCAACUCGACAGAGUCAUACUUCACUUACUCGAUGUACAAACACGCGAAUCUCUCACAUGUGACCAUGGACGUAUCGGGACAGGUUAACCAGUUAAUUUGGUUAGACAUCAACGAUAAAUGGAACCUGUUCUGGUCUCAGCCUCGGCAACAAUGCCAAGUCUACGGUUACUGUGGCUCCUUUGGGAUUUGCAGUGACAAGUCUCAACCUUUUUGCCAAUGCCCUCCAGGGUUUAGGCCCAAGUCACAAGAAGAUUACUGGAAGAAUGAUUACUCUGCAGGGUGCGUCAGAAACACUGAGCUACAAUGCUCUCGUGGAGACGUUAACCAGUUUCUGCCUAUUUACAACGUGAAAUUCCCUGACAAUUCAGAGGAGUUGGGGAUGCUGAGUCUUAGUAUUUGCGGAUCAGCUUGUCUAGGGAAUUGUUCUUGUAAGGCUUAUGCACAUGAUGAAAGCUUGAAUCGAUGCUUGACGUGGAGUAAAGAUAUCUUGAAUCUUCAACAACUCGAAGAAGAUAAUAGCGAGGGGAAUAAUACGUUAUAUCUUAGACUCUCUGCUUCCGACAUGCCUCCUGGUUCUUCCGUCCCAUUUUCAGAGGAGAAAACAGAACGUCGCCCUAAUUAUCCACUAAUUUUCGGGGUAACGGGAGCCUUGGUUGCACUUACGCUCCUGGCUUUGGGAUUAUAUGCUCAGAAACGAUACAGAGGAGACAAGAACACGAGAGAAAGAGAUCUGAGAGCCGAGGGUCUGCAAACGGCUUUCUUUACUUGGAGGCAACUACAAGCUGCAACAAACAAUUUUGAUGAAGGCAACAAACUUGGAGAAGGAGGAAAGAGCUCACUGAAACUGAACUGGGAAGCAAGACAAAGAAUCUGUGUAGGAAUCGGAAGAGGGCUUGAAUUCCUCCACGAAGGAUCUUUGAUCAGGAUGGUUCACCGUGACAUAAAAACCAGUAACGUUCUUCUAGACGCUGACCUUGAUGCAAAGAUAUCUGACUUUGGGUUGGCUAGGCUACAUGAAGAAGAACACACUCACAUUAGCACCAAAAUUGCAGGGACCAUCGGAUAUAUGGCUCCGGAAUAUGCAUUAUGGGGUCAAUUAACAGAGAAAGCAGACGUGUACAGCUUCGGUGUUGUGGCAAUGGAAAUUGUUAGCGGGAAGAGUAAUACUAAACACAAUGGAACUGGUGAUCACGUCUCACUUAUCAAUUGGGCGUUGGCACUGCAACAGAAAGGGGACAUAAUGGAAAUCGUAGAUCCGGUGCUCGAAGGUGACUUCAACAGCAAGGAAGCCGUGAGGAUGAUCAGUGUUGCUCUCGUUUGCACAAACUCAUCUCCUUCGUUAAGGCCAACAAUGUCAGAGGCCGUGCAAAUGCUAGAGGGAGAGAUCGAAAUAACACAGGUUAUGUCAGACCCUUCUAUGUACGGACACGACUUAAGCUUCUCAAAACUGAUGGAGAGGAUCGCAAACAGUCAUACACUUGAUGGUCUUUCCGGAAAUGAGAAAUCAGCGUCGGAUCAAACGAGAAGGACAGUGGCAUCCUCAGUGUCUGGUUAUGAUCUGUAUCCAGUUAGCUCAGAAUCCGUGAGCCUAAUCCUCUCUACCGAAAUACCUCCCUCGUCACUGUAAUAAUCAAAGGACGAUGAGUGGAAAAGUAAAGAACCAUCCUCUAGUUCUUUUUUUUUUGGUUUAGGAUACUUAGGAAUUCUCUUUGGGUUGGGGAUAGAAAGACCAUAAAAGUCCACUGUGGAUUAGUUGCUGAUAUUUGGUCAUUUAGUGUUACUUGGGAAUAAAGAAAGACCGUUGGGUUUCUUAUUCCUGCUGUGUGUUGAAUUAAUGUAUCUAUAUAUUUAUUAAACAAAACAAGUCUUUU